AUGUCACACUUAAUUCAGUUUCAUGCAUUCCUAGAACAUUCUUUUCCACACGACAGCUAUUGCGAUUCAGGGCCAAUCAGCGAACAGCUGGCACAUCAGAACACAGAAGAUACAUUUUACGAAGCUGUCACCAAUCGUGAGUGCAUAAAUGGUGUUCUGACAAGUACUGAUAUGUUUUGUGAGAAUGUUGUAUAUAAAGAGUCUGGAGUUUCCAGCCUUACUGAGUUGAAGAGUGAAGCUGCAGUUCUAUGUGCCGUUGAAAGAGUUAGCAGUAAUGUCAGGCAUAAACUCGGCGAACAGUUUUCCCUGAAACGUCUCUCACUUGCAUCAAAAUCAUCUAGCAGAGACUUGAAAGACGUAAACAGUAUCGUUAGCGCCACACUAUCGUCUUCUAGCAGCGUUUUGUAUGACUGGAUAGGCUCUAAACAUGACAUUAACUUUUCAUCUGACUUAAAGGACCUGAAGUUUGGUAAACGCCUAGAUAUGGAUGUGGGAACUCGAGAAUUAUUGGAAAAACGAAUUCGGAAUUCCAAGCCACAAAAAUCCUACGCUAUUUUAGAAGAUACUACCUGUAAACUGCCACCGUUGGACCGGCUAGUGGAUAAUCCUGCGUUCAAGUGGAAUUUUGAACUGGAUACGUUCCAAAAACAAGCUAUUUUGUGCCUUGAGCGUAAUCAAACUGUUUUUGUGGCGGCCCAUACCUCCGCUGGUAAAACAGUUGUUGCGGAGUAUGCCUGCGCUCUCUGUCGACGUCGUGGUUCUAGAGUCAUCUAUACUAGUCCUAUAAAAGCCCUGUCAAAUCAGAAGUUCUAUGACUUCAGGCAUACAUUUGGAGAUAAUGUCGGACUAAUUACAGGGGAUAUUAAACUGGCACCAGAAUCUACUCUGCUUGUAAUGACCACAGAGAUCCUUCAUAACAUGUUGUGUAACGAUGCUGAUACCAUUAGAGAUCUAGAAAUAGUUAUUAUGGAUGAGGUACACUAUGUGAAUGAUGCUGAAAGAGGUCAUGUAUGGGAACAGAUAAUGAUUAUGCUGCCUAAACAUGUUUUACUUGUUAUGUUAAGCGCAACAGUUCCAAACAAAGUAGAAUUUGCCGACUGGUUAGGACGUAUACGAGAUACUGAAAUCCACGUGGUUGCGACUAACAAGCGUCCAGUUCCUUUAGAGCAUUUUAUCUUCACUGGUAUGGAUGGUCAACGAACAAAAGAUCACCUUCAUCUUAUAGUAGAUCAGACUGGUCACUUCAAUGUUCAGGGAUACAAACAAGCACAGCGCAUGCUUUGUGGAGAAAAAGUUGUUGAAAAGAAACCUAAUCAGCCUCCAGCUAAUCAGAAUACUAAAAAACCACCAAAGAAAGAUACCGGUGGAAAAAUGAAUACUCCUGGACACUUUCGUCCUCUUCCACCCUCUGGUGGACUGAGUGCACAUGAUCAUCGAACUAAAACUCUUUGGCUUGGUGUCGUCAAUCUUCUCCGGGAACGUGAUCUAAUGCCCACCAUCGCAUUUUCCUUCUCUCGAACAUCUUUAGAAAUAUUGGCUAGUCAUUUGUCGUCAGUAGAUUUACUGAAUCACAACGAAAAACAACAAGUUAAAAGUUUUCUCAAUGCUUCCGUUAUCAAGCGUUUAAGAAAAUGUGAUCGAUAUCUGGCUUCUGUACAGUUUAUCAGUAAAUUGGCUGAAAGAGGAUUGGCUGUUCAUCAUGCUGGCAUGAUGCCUUUGUUAAAAGAAGCCGUAGAGAUGUUGUUUCAACGUGGUCUAGUAAGAAUAUUAUUUGCUACUGAAACAUUCGCUAUGGGUGUGAAUAUGCCGGCACGUUGUGUCAUUUUUACUACACUGGAGAAAUUCGAUGGUCAAAAACGUCGUCCAUUGAAUUCAAGUGAGUAUACACAAAUGGCUGGUCGUGCAGGUCGUCGUGGUUUGGAUGCUUCAGGAUCUGUGAUUAUCCUACUUGGUAGUAUUGGUAAAUCUGUUACCUCAGCUAGCUCAGGUUUACCGCCUGAACAUACUCUGAGCGAUAUAAUUCUUGGCAGGCAAACUCAGCUAGUUUCAAAAUUCAAGAUCACCUACUCUAUGAUUUUACACCUACAUCGAACGAAUUGGUUGAGUCCACAGGAUGUUAUGCGACGCAGUUUUAUGGAAGCAGCUGGUCUUAGACGUGAGCUUGAGCGUAGGCAAUGGUUAACAGCUCUGCGCAAAAAACUCGACCAAACAACUACAUUUAUUCCGUCUGCGGGAUCGUCUAAUGUUUCUACCCAACUUAUACGCAAUUCUAGUAAGACCUUAACGAGUACAAUUAAUUCACGGAUAUCUGUUCCGUUUGGUGAACCAAUAUUACAAGUUAAAUGUCCCCUUGGUCAAACAGGCUGUUGUGAUGAAAUGACCACCUAUUAUCAAGCUUGUUGCAACUAUCGAAAAUUGACAGCAUCUGUUGUCAGUCUACUGGCUGAAGAAAAUAUAAACGAUUUACAACGUGUAUUUUGUCCAGGUCGUGUAAUAUUUAUCAGCCUGGCUAUUUCGGAAAACUCAUUAGCUCAGAGACAGUCUUCAUCAAAACAGUCAAGUUGGCUGGUACCUGCUGUUUUAGUCAAUUUGUCAAAGAAAAAGGUCAAGAAUGAGAGUGAAAUACAAUGGGAUAUUAUUACCUGGCAGGUACCUAGUCUACCGAAAAACUUGUACAAAACUGCACAGAAUAAUAAUUCUGUCGAAGAAGAUAACAAUAACAAGGAAAAAUUCAACGAAGCAGACGAAGAAGACAUCCUAAGGGAAGGUGAAGAUGUUCAGCUUUCUGUGACACCGUAUCCUCCCCAAUUAAUACCAGUUUUUGUUCCAAAUUCGCUGGAAGAUAGUCACGCUCGUCUAACAUUGUUGUCAAAUUCAUCGGCCCGAUUGUUUGUACGUAUCUGUGAUCAUGUUAUUACAUUUCAAAAUUAUUCAGCUGUUAACAAUCCUAAUGUUACUUUAUCAGAAAUGUUAAUUCGUGGCAUUAAACGACAUCGUCAACAAAUGGCUGCUUUAGAGGCUGGUAUGCGUUUAGUGACUGGUGCAAAUACAAAUGCUGGUGAUGGUGAUUCUCUGCUUUUACUUGAUGAAAUUAAUGUAACUUUAUUCAAUCUUGUGAGUUCAUUGGUUCCUGAACCGUCAAAAACAACAACAACAACGUCACACGAAUCUUCAUCAUCUACAAUAUACGGUCUGCCAUCAAGUUGGCCCACAAAGAUUGAUUUAAGGAAAUCUUUGAAAUUUAAGGGAAUUUCAGAAGAGGAUGCUUGCGUGUUUGAUGAGCACGCCUUGUUGAGUGAUGAGUUAACAACACCUUUAAUAAGCUCAGAAAUUACCCAACGAUUAGCUCCUGUCUGUUGUCCAGACUUGGUCGCACAUCUGGAAAUGAUCCAUCGUACCUGUCGUCGAAGGUGGGCAGUGAAAAGAAUUGAAGAGUGUCUCUCUGAUUCUCAAUUGCAGUUAAAUACAGAGUAUAUGGGACGUUUACGUGUUCUGGAAGAACUCGGAUUUAUCGAUUCUGCUACACAGUCUGGUUGUCUUAGUUUGAAAGGUCGAGUUGCCUGUGAAUUGACAAAAAUGGAAGUAUUAAUCACUCAGUUAUUGCUUGAUGGCUCAUUCACUGAUCUUUCACCGCCAGAUCUUGCAGCAGUUUUGUCAUGUUUUGUAUUUGAAACACGUGGCUCUGAUAUUAGCACAGAACAACAGCAAGAUGGUCAGUAUUUACAAAGUCUUCUUGACUCAUUGAGUAAUUCAGUUGUCUCCAGUGAAGAUGUCGGUAAUUCUUGUGUUACUUAUCCUCCAACUCUUGUACCAACAUUGGUGAAAAUUAUAUCCUUCGCGAUAGAGCUCGAACAAUUACAGACUAAGCAUGGUCUUAGCGAUCCGUCUGCUGAUACACGCAUCACUCUUCAAGUUGUAAACGCUGUCCAUGCAUGGGCACAAGGUUAUUCCUUCUCAAUACUGGUAUCAAUGACAAGUGUCCCUGAAGGACAUUUAAUACGUGGUUUACUGCAACUUGAUGAACUACUCCGUCACAUAUGCAGUGCCUGCCAUCAUCUUGGCGAUAAAAAUUUAAGCCUAAGAAUGACUGAAGCAAGAAAUGCAAUAUUACGUGAUAUUUUAUAUAUCAGUGGUUAUUCACAAGUGAAGUCAUUAAUUAUGGGGAAAUCCUCCCGCGAUAAGCGUGAUGUCUACUAUAGGCUAGCCAAAGAAGAAGGAUGGAGAGCUCGUAGUGCAUAUAAACUUUUGCAAAUUGAUCAGGAGUACAAUAUUUUGACCACUUCUGAUCAUGUCCAUGUGGAACGAGUGGUCGAUUUAUGUGCUGCACCUGGUAGCUGGUCCCAAGUACUAUCGAAGAUUUUAUGGAAACCAAAAUCUCCAGAAGCCCAGAAAUCUGUGAAAAUUGUAGCUGUCGAUUUGCAAGCAAUGGCGCCAAUACCAGGAGUGGUUCAAAUUCAAGGUGAUAUUACUAGUCAAGAUACUGCCCAACAAAUUAUCAGACACUUUGAUGGUAAAUUAGCUCAGCUUGUUGUUUGUGAUGGUGCUCCAGAUGUGACAGGUUUACACGAUUUAGAUGAAUAUGUUCAAUCACAUCUUAUUUUGGCUGCUAUAACGAUCUGUUCAAGGGUGUUGGAAAUCGGUGGCACUUUUGUAGCUAAAGUUUUUCGUGGACGUGACUCUGGCCUGUUAGCCUCUCAACUUCGAUGUUUAUUUUCGGGUCAAGUCAGUUUCGCUAAACCACGAGCCAGCAGAAAUUCUAGUCUAGAAUCGUUUAUUGUAUGUCGGGGUUUUGUGGGUCCUCGUUUACGGACAGAUUUAAAAUCGUCUCUACUAACUUCUGAGGAACAUUCUGAUAGUGAUAAUUUACUAUUAUUAUGGUAUGACAAGGAUAACUUCGAAGAUGUUGAUUCGUCUCAACAGGCUCUGUUACCAUUCAUUGCGUGUGGUGACUUAAGAGGUUUCGAUUCUGAUGUCACGUAUACACUGGACCCAGAACACGUGGUUAAGCCUCCAGUACAAGAUCCUCUUGAUCCUGCGUACUCAGAGAUGGUUACUCAAUCUGAGCAGUUGAUCCAAUCGUCUGAAAACAAGACAGAAUUGGAAAAGUAUCAACCGUCGUCUGGGGAAAUAUCCAAAACCGUUCUUAUCUCUCUGUUCUACUUGGUUGUGACUAUUGUUAUCGGAGUGCCUUUAUGGUGGAAAACAACUACACCAUAUCAUGCCCAUCUACCUUACUCUAAGAUUAGUGAGUUAAGCUCACGACCAAUUGAAAUCACUGUUCCAGUCAGGAUAGUUAAUUUUCAUGCUAAACUAAAUGAUGGUGAUAUCAGUGGAAUCAGUGACAUGUUCACUCAAUUCAAUAUGGAACAGUUGGACAAAGUGAAUACAGAUGUUACUGAAAAAUUGUACAUUAAUUAUCGUGUUAAAACAGAACAAGCUGGUCAAUCAGAAAUGGAGGCAUGCACACAUUCCCUUUCAAUGAGUAAUAAUAUUGACGAGUUUUCGUCUCACUUUGAAAAGGAUUUAAUCAAUUACUUAAGCAGUGAUAAUCUCAUCCAACAGGGGAAUACGUCUUCUGUCUAUCACUUCAUAUUGUUACCUUUGGUCGGUAAUGAUUUUCUAUUCAAUGGGAAGGAGUUUAAUGGCUACUCUGAGAUGCAACCAUUUUCGGUGAUUCGAAGCUCAAUUAACUUGAAUCUAAUCUACGUGUUUAUUCCAUCCACAAUGUUGUUGUCGUCGAGUGAGAAGAAUAAUGCAGAGACGACAAAAUUAGUAACACUGCAUAUUAAAUAUUUAUUGGAUGGUGUUUUGAUACAAGCAAAUCAUCUGAAAAGACUUGCACGGAAACAUGAGAGUCUUCGAAGUUUUCCGCCCACACAAACGACCGAAAAGAGCUCUAAAACAAUAAACGAAGCGUUGUCUGUGUCUACUGUGUACGAUGUCACUGUCACGAUACUGACACUCGGUGAGUCUCAGUUGCCAGUGAAGUCUAAAUCCAAUGAAUUAUCAGUUUGGUUUGACAAAAUGCUAACAAAUCCAAUCCCUUGGUUGAAAGCAAAUGUAGGCUCAGCUUUCAAAUCAUGGUUGCCCUACAUCCGAGUAGAUUUCUAUUCACAGAGACUGUAUGCAGAUAAUGCUGAACUAUUGAAGAAAAGGAUGAUACAGUGUCUGGAAGCUUUAAAAAAAUCGGUUGAAAUGAAAACGUACUACAGUAAAGAAGAAGUGGAAGAAAAGGAAAGGUGGGCUAUGCGGUUGAAAUAUUUCCAGUACAGUGCCACAAUACUGAAUCGAAAAUUCUUAUGAAGCCCAUUGAUGAUCCGUUUUCUAAGUUUUGUGUAUCCUUCAUAUAUAUAGUAAAGGUAUCUGUACAUAAAUUAAAUUGUCUCAUGAAGUCAUGUGUAACUGCCUACUUUAUCGUGCAUGUCUAUAUAAAACUAUAGGAGUUAACUAACAAAGAUUUACUUGCUUUGGUUUUCAUCUCAUCACUGAUGUAUCCA
This is a messenger RNA of Trichobilharzia regenti, 6497 nucleotides long. The record is from the annotation of a GenBank genome assembly. Lineage: Eukaryota; Metazoa; Platyhelminthes; Trematoda; Strigeidida; Schistosomatidae.